CGACCCUCAGCUUCAUCAUCUUUCUUUCUCUGAUCUCUCAAUCUCCUGAUCAAGCUUAAAAAUCACGUAAAGAUUUUGCCCUAAAGUUGUCCGAAAUCAGUAAAACUCUGCGAAAAAAUGGUGUCCAAGGUUGAAGAAGCCAUGAAGAAGAGACAACAGCAACAAGAUCAGCAGCAGCAGCAAUAUCAUCAGCAGAAGCAAAUCAUGCAUUGCAACAAAGGGAACGUCGUCAAGUUCAAGAGAAGCAGCUCGAAUCUCGAGGAGGACGGCGUGUCGUCGGCGAUUCUCUUGCUCGCUUGCAUCGCUUGCACUCCUUCAUAUCCUUAGAAACCAACAUUAUAGAGUUCUUGCUUGUGCGUAGCUAGCUAUAUAUAUAGUAUUUGUUGUUUUCCUCUCUCCCCUUCUUAGCUAUGUAGUUCUUAUAAUAGUAUGACUUCAUUCCUACCAUCACCAUAUUUUCUUCUUCUUCUUCUUGUAUGACAGUGUGAGUUUUUAUUAAUAUAAUGUAU
Molecule: messenger RNA, 509 nt
Organism: Morus notabilis
Lineage: Eukaryota; Viridiplantae; Streptophyta; Magnoliopsida; Rosales; Moraceae
Exons: 1
Coding region: 118-327 (69 amino acids)
Source: RefSeq, a predicted model, not a curated record